Vigna umbellata (rice bean) is the source of this 1819-nucleotide messenger RNA. RefSeq names its product putative N-acetyltransferase HLS1. The record is from RefSeq and is a predicted model, not a curated record. NCBI's taxonomy places the organism in Eukaryota, Viridiplantae, Streptophyta, Magnoliopsida, Fabales, Fabaceae. Gene Ontology annotation, molecular function: acyltransferase activity, transferring groups other than amino-acyl groups.
UAAAGAGAUAUUCUUACUAAAUUAAAAUUAAACCCAGGAAUUAAAUAACGGAAGUGGUGCAGAUUCGGAAUAGAAAGUGCGAGAGAUUAAAAAAACGGCAAAAGAAAAAGCUUGAAAAGAUCAGGUAUUUAAAGGGUCGUUACAGAAUUUGGAUUCGUACCUCAACCGAAGCCCCAUGAGAGUGAGAGGAUGAAGCAUCACACCACACCCUUCUUUUUUCCUUCACUGAUUCACUAACGCUCUUUUUCCUCUUAAUAUUUUAUUAUUCUACUUCCGUUGCCUGAUUGGUGCCAGAAGACAGUCAUCCAGUUACGAACGUUAAUCCAGUUCAGACACUGGUUUUAUGGAAGGGUUUCUCAGGUUUUAAGCUUCUGUUACUUGCCAACGGGUCUCGAAAAACCUGCAAUUUCCUCCCCUUCCCCUCUAUAUAAAGGAAGGUUAAGCUACGCUUUCAGCACUCACUACCUCCUUCAUUCAUAGAGUAGUUAUGAGAGGAGAAGAGUUAGCGUUUGCAAUUGGUCCAAACAUGGUGGUGGUGACUGUGAGAGAGUUCGACCCAAGUAAAGACACAGAGGGAGUGGAAGCCGUUGAGAGAAUAUGUGAGGUUGGACCCAGUGGGAAGCUUUCCCUCUUCACCGACCUCCACGGUGACCCUAUUUGCAGGGUCCGCAACUCACCUACUUUCCUAAUGCUGGUAGCCGAAGUUGGUCAAGAGACAGUGGGAAUGAUAAGGGGUUGCAUCAAAACCGUUACAUGCGGAAAGAAGCUCCACAGGCACGGAAAGAACACCACCGAACCUGCUUCCAAACAAGUCCCUGUCUACACCAAACUAGCCUACAUAUUGGGCCUCCGGGUUUCUCCUCACCACAGGAGAAUGGGAAUAGGGUUCAAACUGGUCCAGAGAUUGGAGGAGUGGUUCAGAGACAACGGAGCAGAGUACGCUUACAUGGCAACAGAAAAGGAUAACGUGGCUUCCGUUAAGCUCUUUACCGACAAAUGCGGCUACUCAAAGUUUCGUACCCCGUCCAUCCUCGUCAACCCCGUUUUUGCCCACUCACUCAGACCCUCCUCCGACGUCACCGUCAUACAACUUGCCCCAAACGACGCCGAGUUGCUCUACCGCACCAAGUUCGCCACCACCGAGUUCUUCCCCCGCGACGUCGACUCCGUCCUCAACAACCACCUCACUCUGGGCACCUUCCUCGCCGUUCCUCGCGGCUCAUACUCCCCCGACACGUGGCCGGGUUCGCUCCGCUUUCUCGCGGACCCACCCUCCUCCUGGGGCCUCCUCAGCGUGUGGAACUGCAAGGACGUGUUCACGCUCCAGGUGAGGGGCGUGUCGCGCGUGAAGAAGGCCAUCGCAAAGACCACUCGCCUCCUCGACCGCGCCUUCCCCUGGCUGCGCCUGCCCUCCAUCCCCAACUUCUUCCAGCCCUUUGGGUUUCACUUUUUGUACGGGCUCGGAGGAGAGGGCCCACGGGCCCAGAAAAUGGUGAGGGCUUUGUGCGCCUUCGCUCAUAACCUCGCCAAGGAUAGUGGGUGCCAGGUGGUGGCGACGGAGGUUUCAGGGCAGGAGCCCCUACGCUGCGCCAUCCCACACUGGAAGAUGCUCUCUUGCGAAGAGGAUUUGUGGUGCAUCAAGAGACUCGGGGAAGAUUACAGCGACGGUGCGGUUGGUGAUUGGACCAAAUCCCCUCCCGGAUUCUCAAUUUUUGUUGAUCCCAGAGAGUUCUAAUUUUAAUUAACAACAUCCACAUCCACUCGUUGUUAGUGCAUUAGCCAUUACAAUCGCAGCGGCCUCUAUCCUUUCACAAAAGUA